This is a messenger RNA of Sceloporus undulatus (fence lizard), 3806 nucleotides long. RefSeq names its product zinc finger protein 2-like. Gene Ontology annotation, cellular component: nucleus. The coding region runs from base 314 to 2647 and encodes 777 amino acids. The record is from RefSeq and is a predicted model, not a curated record. Lineage: Eukaryota; Metazoa; Chordata; Lepidosauria; Squamata; Phrynosomatidae. The transcript is spliced from 6 exons. Gene Ontology annotation, biological process: regulation of transcription by RNA polymerase II. Gene Ontology annotation, molecular function: DNA-binding transcription activator activity, RNA polymerase II-specific; RNA polymerase II cis-regulatory region sequence-specific DNA binding.
UUUCUGCAUUGUGUUUUGAACCACUGUUAGUUUUAAAUGAAAAGUUUUUUGAAACAUGUUGAACUUCUUUUUCCUUUUUCUUAUUGACGGUGUAGGCACCUGUCCCUUUUUUUCCGUGUUGUUUCUGCCUCUUGUACCAAAUUUUCUUUUAAAAAGUGAUGCCAAGGAAUACAUCUACGCUGUUGACUAAGGGCUUUCCAUCUCCAGGAAUUUUGCCCCUCCCUUUAUUUAUUUUUUUCUUUUGAGAAAGAAUCUGGUGAACAAUUAACAAACUUCUGUAGUGCUGAUAUCUACCUGGGAGCAGAGCCCAAAGAUGGCAAAACAAGACUCAGCCAGCCCAGAGUUAGGAAGAGGCUGUGCUGUAAUUCAGGCCGGGAGCACUGAGGAGUCCUGGCAGAGGAGCACAAAGAAGAGUUUAACAGGAGAUAUACUCAACUCAGAUGUACAGCCACAGCUUUUCAGGGAGUUGCACUAUGAGGAGGCCAAGGGUCCCAGAGAGGUUUGCAGCCAACUUCACGAUCUCUGCUGCCAGUGGCUGAAGCCAGAGCAACACACGAAGGCUCAGCUUCUGGACCUGGUGAUCUUGGAGCAGUUCCUGACCAUCCUGCCUCUGGAGAUGUCAGCGUGGGUGCGAGAAUGUGGAGCAGGGACCAGUUGCCAGGCAGUGGCCCUAGCAGAAGGUUUCCUCCUGAGUCAGGCAGAAGAGCUAAAGGAGAAAGAGCAGCAAAUGGGAGGGCAUCAUCCUGGGUAUUUCAAAGAUAAGGCCCAAUGUGCAGAAGAAGCCUCUGAAGCAGAGAAGCUUUUCUCAGAAUCUGAACAGAGAAUCCAGUCCAUGGGGAUCAUGAAGGAAGAUGACAAAGAUGCCAGUGUGUGGGAAGAUGGAACAAGAUCACAGCCAAGAUGCAGCAGCUCAUCUUUUCAUUUUGAGGCCUUGAGAACAGCUUCAACCAGUCUGGAUCAGGUGACCUUUAAAGAAGUGGCUGUGGAUUUUAGUGAAGAGGAAUGGGCUCUGCUCAAUCCAGACCAAAAAACCCUUCAUAUGGAAGUGAUGUCUGAGAAUUUGGGGCUCAUGGCCUCUCUGGGUGGCAGUGGGCAGGAGAAUGAAUAUGAAGAGGAACCACAUAGGACCUUCCUUGAAGGAAGUAAAUGUAAGCAGCAAGAAGGGCAGAAAGCAAAAACUGACCCUCAAGAGGAGAGGAUGAACGAAGCCCCUGCUUCUCAGGGUGGGAACAUGUGUGGAAUCUCGACCCAGGAAGUAAAACCAAAAGAAGAGGAAAAAAGCAAAUAUCUUUGUCAUGAAUGUGGGAGAAGCUUCAGUUGUAAAGUAAGCUUCAAUCUUCAUAGAAGAACCCACACAGAGGGGAGACUUUUCUCGGAAGAUGAAUCUCCAAAAACCUUCAGUUUUACGAAGUGCCUGCUUCCCCAUAACGUAGACACAGGAGAACAACCAUUUAUGUCACUGUGGUGUGGAAAGAACUUCAAGUGGAGCUCACAAUUGUUGUCUCAUCAAAGAACCCACGCAAGAGAGAAACCAUUUAAGCUGGGGGAAUGUGGGAGGAUCUUCAAUCAGAAGGCCCUCCUCACUCAUCAUCAAGCAACUUAUACAGGAGAGAAACCAUUACAAAGUUUGGACUAUGAAACAAGUUUCACUUCCAUGAUAGAAGUCACUUCUCAGCAAGGAACUCUCACAGCAGAGAAACCCUUCAAAUGUCUGGAGUGUGGAAAAAGUUUCACUCAGAAGACACACCUUGUUUGUCAUCAAAGAAGUCAUUCUGGAGAGAAACCAUUUAAAUGCUUUGAGUGUGGAAAGAGCUUCGGCUGGAAGUCAAGCUACACAAAUCAUCAAGCAGCCCACACAAGGGAAACACCAUUUCAGUGUCUGGACUGUGGCAAGAGCUUCAGCUGGAAGACAAGCCUCACGAAUCAUCAAGCAACUCACAGAGGAGAGAAACCGUUUCAGUGCUUGGAGUGUGGAAAGAGUUUCAGAUGGAAGACAAGCCUCACAAAUCAUCAAGCAGUUCACACAGGAGAGAAACCGUUUCAGUGCUUGGACUGUGGCCAGAGCUUCAGCCAGAAGGCACACCUCACCUCUCACCAAGCAACUCACACAGGGGCAAAACCAUUUGAAUGCUUGGAGUGUGGGAAAACGUUCAUGCAGAAGACACGUCUCAUUUGUCAUCAAGCAGCUCACAGGGGGGAGAAACCCUUUAAAUGCUUGGAGUGUGGCAAGAGCUUCAGUUGGAAGACAAGCCUCACAACUCAUCAGGCAUCUCACGCAGGAGAGAAACCAUUUCAGUGCUUGGAGUGUGGGAAAAGAUUUGAGCGGCGGAUCCACCUUCUUCGUCACCAGGGAACUCACACAGGGGAGCAAGCAUUCCGGUGCUUGGAGUGUGGCAAGGGCUUCAGUUGGAAGACAAGCUUAAUAAAUCAUCAAGCAACUCACACAGGAGAGAAACCGUUUCAGUGCUUUCACUGUGGAAGGAGCUUCAGUCAGAAGGCACACCUCACGUCUCAUCAAGCAACUCACACAAGGGAGAAACCCUAUCAGUGCUUGGAGUGUGGAAAGGGCUUCAGUUGGAAGACAAGCCUCAUAAAUCAUCAAGCAUCUCACACAGGAGAAAAAUCACUUCAGUUCUUGGAGAUCUGAAAGAAAUUUGGUCCAUAGACACACAUCAUUUCUCAUCAAGCAACUCACACUGGGGAGAAACCAUUUAAAUGCUUGAACUGUGAAAAGAGAUUGAGUCAAAAGAGAGAUUUCAAACCACAGUGUGUGGAAAAGACUUCUGUUGGAAGCCAGACCUCAUUUAUCAUCAGGCAACUCACACAGAAGAGGAACCGUUUAAGCACUUAGGAUUGUGGGAACAGCUUUAUGGACAAGAUGAAAAUCCUAAUUUGUAAUCAAGUAACUUAUGAAGGGGAGAAACUAUUUCAGUGCUUCAAAUGGGUGAAAAUAAGACUUAACUAUCAUAAGGCAGGAGCCAAUGUGGUGUAGUGAUUUGAGUGCUGGACUAUGACUCUGGAGAACAGAGUUUGAAUCCCUGCUUGGCCACAGAAAUCCACUGGAUGAUGUUGGGCAAGUCACACUCACUCAGCCUCAGAGGAUGCAAUGGCAAAGCCCCUCUGAAGACACUUGCCACGGAAACUGUAUGAAAGGUUCACCAUAAGUCAGAAUUGAACUGAAGGCACACGACACAACACACACAUCCUAAAGCAACUCACAUAGACAAGAAACGUUUUAAAUGCUCUUUAAGUGUAAAAAGAACUGUGAAGAACUGUUUUUUCUCUUUAGAUGACUCACUAAAGGGCUGAAUUUGUGUCAAAGAGAAAACAAACAAUAAAGCAAACAGCUUUAUUGGAAUUGUUUGACUUGCUAACCUGACUGAAAACAAUAUGUCUUUUGUUGACAUGUCAGAGAAAGCACUUACCCACAACUGUUUUUUAAUUUGAUUGUGAUAAAGAGAAUUUUAAAGGUAUACUAUAAAACAUGAAAAUCAAACAAUACAGUGCUUUUUGGUGCAUUGCAAGAAUUCUUUCAUGAUAUUGGGAAUCACUGCAAGUCUGUUUGAUUAACCAAUGCUUGUGAAAAAUUGCUGUGAAGCUCAUUUUUAAAAUUUUUGUAUCUGUUUCCUAUUUUUAAGAAAUCAGUCAUCUCCUACUUUAGCAAGUGUCUCUUUUAGCCAAAUCUCAUUUGGCUGAAGAGUGGGGUAUAAAUAAAUACAUAUUAUUAUUAUUAUUAUUAUUAUUAUUAUUAUUAUUAUUAAUAUUAUAUGCCCUAACUAACAUGGCCAGAAUUAAUAAAGGCAAAA